UAAAGGAUUGCUGGUGGACUCUUCAAUUAACAGAAAGGCUUUCAUGUCUCCAAAGUGAUAACAAUGCAUUAAGAGCUGUAUCCAUAGUUGAAAGCACUGAACAGCUGCAGAAGGACCCUGCGAAAACAAUGGCUACAGCAGCUGAUGCUCUGGGAAGUAUAGCUAUCGAUGCCACACACCUUACCAUGUCUGUAACAGACCCGACGGCUUGGGCUACCGCUAUGAAUAAUCUGGGGAUGGUCCCUGUAGGACUUGCUGGCCAGCAGCUAGUUUCAGACUCCCUCUGCGUACCAGGGUUUGAUCCAAGCCUAAGCAUGAUGACUGGCAUUACUCCAAUCAAUCCAAUGAUGGCUGGCAUGGGUCUUCUACCACCUCCACCAACACAGCUGCCUCUUGUGAAAGAAAUUAUUCACUGUAAAAGCUGCACCCUCUUUCCUCAAAAUCCUAAUUUGCCUCCACCUUCUACAAGAGAACGGCCUCCUGGUUGUAAAACUGUGUUUGUUGGAGGAUUACCUGAAAAUGCUACCGAGAAGCUUAUUCAUGAGGUCUUUGAGCAAUGUGGAGACAUUACAGCAAUUCGUAAAAGCAAGAAGAAUUUCUGUCACAUUCGAUUUUCAGAAGAGUUCAUGGUUGAUAAAGCCAUUUACUUAUCUGGUUACAGAAUGAGACUAGGAUCAAGCACUGACAAAAAGGACUCUGGCCGCUUGCAUGUAGAUUUUGCCCAAGCAAGAGAUGAUUUCUAUGAAUGGGAAUGCCAACAGAGGAUGCUUGCAAGGGAAGAGCGCCAUCGGCGCAAACUAGAAGUAGACCAGCUACGGCCCCCAUCACCGCCAGCAAUCAUGCAUUAUUCUGAACAUGAAGCCACAGUGCUUGCUGAGAAGCUUAAAGAUGACAACAAAUUCUCAGAAGCCAUUACUGUUCUAAUAACAUGGAUAGAGAGGGGAGAAGUGAAUAGAAGGACAGCAAACCAUUUCUACUCCAUGGUCCAGUCGGCUAACAGUCAUGUUCGACGAUUGAUGAAUGAAAAGGCAACACAUGAGGAAGUCUUGGAACAAGCCAAGGAGAUCUAUAAAACAGAGCUCCUAGGAAUUCUUACUGAAUUUGAGCAGAUUGUGGCCGUUUUCAACGCUUCCUCCAGACAAAAAGCAUGGGACCAUUUCUCCAAAGCCCAGCGCAAGAAUAUUGACAUUUGGCGGAAGCACUGUGAGGAACUGCGAAAUGCCCAAAACGAACAGUUAAUGGGUAUCCGACGAGAAGAGGAAAUGGAAAUGUCUGAUGACGACAGCAGUGAUGUGCCCAGCAAGAAAGCCCGACUGGAAGAUUCAGCUCUAGCUGCCCAAGCUUAUGCAUUAAAGGAAGAGAAUGACAGUCUGCGGUGGCAACUAGAUGCGUAUAGGAAUGAGGUGGAACUUCUGAAGCAAGACCAAGGACAUCAUGCACGGACAGAGGAAAGCUUGACUAAGGAUCAGCAGUUACAGUUUUUACAGCAAGCAAUGCAAAAUAUGCAACAACAAUUAGUCGCGAUGCAGGAGGAGUUAAACAACAAGAAGAGUGAACUAGAGAAAGCCAAGGAAGAACAAACACACGCACAUGCCCUGGUGAACGUUCUCAAGGAGCAGCUCAAAAAUGCCAAAGACACUUCAGAUUCCAAUAACCAUGACUACCUCACCAAAGAAAAUGGCACCGUCAAUGUUGCAGUGUUUAACCACGACAAAGAAAAGGACUCGGAAAAACAAAGACAGGCUCUAAAAUCAGAAAAAGAAGCCUUGCUCAUAGGUAUCAUAUCGACAUUUCUAAAUGUCCAUCCGUUUGGCGCUAAUAUAGAAUACCUAUGGUCUUACCUUCAACAACUGGACUCAAGGAUAUCAGCUAAUGAAAUUGAGUCUUUGCUCAUGAGGUUACCACGAAUGUUUAAACAAGAAUUCACUGGUGUAGGAGCCACACUGGAAAAGAGAUGGAAAUUUUGUGCCUUUGAGGGAAUCAAAACGACUUGACUGCGCAUGGUUCUAGAGACAUUUAGCUAAAUGCUGUAGCAUGGCAGAUUAUGAAGUAUUCCUUAGGUAAUGGACAUUUUGCAAGCCGAUGAACUUUAGUUACAUCUGUGAUGUGCUCUUGUGAGUGAAGAUGUCAUUGUGCACCAGUCCCUCAGCUUUUGUUUCGGAAUUGUGAUAGAACUCUUUGCCGUAUCAGUAAUUACAUCGGAUGUUUCAUUUAAACCUAGGUAGCUCUGAAAGUGUGUUGUUCUGUAUUCAUGGUUACAUAGAAGAGUUAGAAGGACAAGCAACUACUGAAAAUGGCGUACAUAACAAACCAUUAGACUAUAGGCCCAGUAAAUUAUUUUAACCUCCCCUAUGAGGUUUUAUUUGAAAUUGGUGCAAUUUGGGACUUUGCUUGAACAAUAACUUAGAAACCUAGGACAGUAAAAUUAAAAUCCGUUUUAAGAUACCUGUAGCUUUUUAGAUGGAACUUAAAAUAAUAUUUCAUCCAUCUGCACACCACAAAGAACUUUAGUAUUCAGUGACAGAGGGGUUACAGGUUAUCUACCUCUAACCUUCAGAGAAGAUACUUGAAGUCUACCUUGCUGAGAUGCACCUGCUUGUGUUGGCCGGUACACUUUUAUGUUUAUUUUGUACAUUAGGUAUCAGGGUAUCCCAUUAUUGGUGUUGGGCAGCUGCUUCUUGUGUAUCUUUAUAGGUCCUGGAUUUGCUUGCCAAAAUACAGAACAAUAAAAAGAAAAGUCCAUGGUUUUGUUUAGUUUUAGUCUUCAUAUAGUUCAAAUGUAUAAGGUUAGGGUAACAGCUAACAUGCCUCUUUUUAACUUCGUAGCCCUAAGGUGUAAUUUUAAAGUGCUACAAUUUACAUCUGGCAUGUCCAAGUCCUUUUAAAAAUGUAAACAAUGGCCCAAACUUGAAGACUUUAUACAGGCUAUUGAUACUGCAUAUUCACUUUUGGUUAGUUUUUUUGUUUAUCUUUGUGUUUCGGAUCAAAUACAGCAGGUUUUAGUAUUGCCAGGAGAGAUUAAACAGUGUGAGCCUACUCCUUAAAAAGAAAUCUGAAUUAUUAUUUUUCUAAUAUAAACCAGAGUCCAGAGUAAGACAGCAUAUAUUGUAAAUGUAUCUCCCUGAUGUAAAUAUUGAGCAAAAUAUUGUUUUCUUUUUUCCUGUAUUGGUAUGUAAUAUAUUCUGAUUUAUGCAUCAGAAUAACUAUUCAAUUGCAUUGUUAAAAAUUUUAUAUUAAAUACUUGAAAAUAAAAAUGUUUUCCAAUAAAUAGUAUUGU
Molecule: messenger RNA, 3277 nt
Organism: Hyla sarda
Lineage: Eukaryota; Metazoa; Chordata; Amphibia; Anura; Hylidae
Gene: ENOX1
Product: ecto-NOX disulfide-thiol exchanger 1
Exons: 14
Coding region: 129-1994 (621 amino acids)
Biological process (GO): ultradian rhythm
Cellular component (GO): external side of plasma membrane; plasma membrane
Molecular function (GO): protein-disulfide reductase activity; RNA binding
Source: RefSeq, a predicted model, not a curated record